Messenger RNA from Nerophis lumbriciformis (worm pipefish), 591 nucleotides. The record is from RefSeq and is a predicted model, not a curated record. Lineage: Eukaryota; Metazoa; Chordata; Actinopteri; Syngnathiformes; Syngnathidae.
AUGUUCCGGAGAAGCAAGAGUAAAGUGCUGGUGGAUUACGCGUCUGAGGAGGAUGACAUGUCGUGGCACUAUAGCCACUCUUAUAAGGACAGAGACUUAGAAGUAGAGGAAGAAGAGGAAGCGGUCACCGUCGUAUCCAAGGAGGCCAAGGUGAAGAAGAUUAUGUCAAAGAAAGAGCGAAAGGACAAGAAGAUGUUCUCCUCAAAAGAUGACGAACACUUUUUGUUGACGAGAGAGACGCCCGCCGACCGCACAGGGUCUCACAAGAAAGUGAAAAAUGACAAAGACAGAAAGGAGAAACCUGAAAAAUCCCUUUGCUUCUGGGAAAGCGUCACCAUGACAAUCAGGCAAAUCUCUCCGACGAAAAAAACAGACAAGACUGACAACCGGGAGACGUCACAGUCCCCAAAAGACGCCUCGGAGGACCCUACCCAAAAUGGACGCUCACCUUCGCCGCCUACUGUAGAUGCGUCGGAGAACCCAGCCAAUACAGUCACGUGGACGUCCCGCGCCAGAGUCAAGCUGGCCGGCAUCGGCAGGAUCAGCAGAGGGAUGGUGACGGACGGCGGUACCUGGGAAGGACUCAAAUAG